AAAAAAAUGAAAAAAAAAACUCAAAAUUGGAUAGAGAUUAAAAAAAAAACUGAAAAAAGAAGUGAGAAACCACUGCACAAAGGGUUAAAGCGGCGCGUAAAUCAUCAAGAUCUGGUCUUGGGUUCCUCAAUUUCAAAGUGUUAUUGACGCAUUUCGUUUAAAAACUUCGACAAUUUUCGGUUGGCACCUCCAAUUUGAACUUGCGGUUGGCGGGUGAAGGAUUGGGGGAGUUCGAGGGUUUUUGAUUCAAUUGGAAAAGAAUUGGAUUUGGUUUUAGAGGAUUGUGAGGAAAUCAAAUGCCGGAGGAGGAUUUGGUGGAGCUGAAGUUCAGAUUGUACGAUGGAUCAGAUAUCGGUCCGUUCCGAUAUUCGCCGGCGUCGACUGUUGCUAUGCUGAAGGAAAGAGUUGUGGCAGAGUGGCCUAAAGAUAAAAAAGUUUCCCCGAAAGCAGCAAAUGAUGUGAAAUUAAUAAGUGCUGGGAAAAUUUUGGAGAAUAACAAGACUGUUGCACAGUGCAAGAUGCCAUUUGGGGAGCUGCCUAAAGGAGUUAUAACCAUGCAUGCUGUUGUACAGCCAUCGGUGGCAAAAGCUAAGACAGUUGCUUAGUUGCUGAAAGUUCCCACUGUGUCAACAGAGAAGAAGGUUGAUGAGAUUCCCAAGAAGAACGUCUGUUCGUGUUCCAUCAUGUGAAGUGGAAGUUUAUUGAGCCUUUAUCUUCUGGACUUCUAGGGAGUUCACCUGCGCCAUCAUCAGAUUUUGAAGUCGGAAAAACCCAAUAAUUUGUAAACAGUCAUUAUUCGCUGUAUGUUUGAGAGCAUUUCUGUGUAACAGUCGAUUGUCAUGUAUGCUUGUUUCUAUAAAAAUUUGCUGCUUGUACAUGUGUAGGUGCAGAACUUUUACAUACUAUGAGAAUACAUCCUUUGCCACAAUACUAUAUGGAAAUUCUUGUGAAUGCAA
Messenger RNA from Salvia hispanica, 956 nucleotides. It is a transcript of the gene MUB4, whose product is annotated as membrane-anchored ubiquitin-fold protein 4 precursor. Gene Ontology annotation, molecular function: protein binding. NCBI's taxonomy places the organism in Eukaryota, Viridiplantae, Streptophyta, Magnoliopsida, Lamiales, Lamiaceae. The record is from RefSeq and is a predicted model, not a curated record.